Messenger RNA from Antechinus flavipes (yellow-footed antechinus), 533 nucleotides. It is a transcript of the gene C3H19orf33, whose product is annotated as chromosome 3 C19orf33 homolog. NCBI's taxonomy places the organism in Eukaryota, Metazoa, Chordata, Mammalia, Dasyuromorphia, Dasyuridae. The record is from RefSeq and is a predicted model, not a curated record. The coding region runs from base 162 to 452 and encodes 96 amino acids. The transcript is spliced from 4 exons. Gene Ontology annotation, cellular component: nucleus.
CCUUCUCCAGGAGCUUGCCUUCUGCCCGCACCCACGCCCCACCUGCCCACACCCACUCCCGGCCUCGGCUACCUGGGAGCCCAUUGGGCCCCUCCCCGGCCCGCCCUGUCUAGGGCAAUGUGUACCUCUCUUCCUGCUCAGACCUACCCUCCACCUCGGCCAUGGAGUUUGAUCUCUCUGCAGCCCUAGGUGCCGAUGCCAAGAAGACUGAGAAGGGAGGUCUGCCGCAGGGCCCCCCCAAGCCUGGGGAACCCGCCCGGCCUAGGCCUGCGACCUCGGACUCCAGCAGCAGCAGCAGCUCCAGCUCCAGCGACUCUGACUCAGAAGUGAAGCAUCGGGGGCCUGGCCAAGAGCCCCAGAAAAUGAAAAAACCGAAGAAAAUGAAGACGGCCAAAGAAAAGCGAGAGAAGAAGGAAAAAGGGAAGAAGGGGAAGAAGGCGUCAGCCCCCUGAAGGCAUCCUGGGUCCCCAUUAAGCCCCACCCUAGAGAAGGAAUAAAUCCCCCCCAAUAAAAGCCAGCACCAGUCAGCAGCA